AUGCUGCUACACGUCUUGCAGUGCGUCGCCACCUGCCUACCUCUGAGCGUGCGCACUUUAGCCAGGGCGCUGGAGGAGCUAGCGGGGGCGGUCGAGGCGGCGGUGGAGGCAGCGGAGGGAGUGGGGGUGGCGGUGGGAGUGGUGGCGGGAGUGGAGGUGUCGUUGGCUGCAGUGGAGGCAGAGGAGGCGGAGGCGGUGGCGGUGGGAGCGGAGGUAGCGGAGGUGGCGGCGGUGGAGGAGGCGGUGGCGGAGGAGGUGGAGCUGGUCAGGGUGGCGCUACGCAGCAGGGCGGCUCCGGUGGGGCGGCAGCGGGCUGCCCCUCACUCCUCCUAG
This is a messenger RNA of Closterium sp. NIES-65, 333 nucleotides long. NCBI's taxonomy places the organism in Eukaryota, Viridiplantae, Streptophyta, Zygnematophyceae, Desmidiales, Closteriaceae. The record is from the annotation of a GenBank genome assembly.